This is a messenger RNA of Cooperia oncophora, 387 nucleotides long. The record is from the annotation of a GenBank genome assembly. Lineage: Eukaryota; Metazoa; Nematoda; Chromadorea; Rhabditida; Trichostrongylidae.
AUGCGGCAAAUCGAGCUGCCUUGUGGCAUUGAGAUAGACGGCGAAAGACUUCAAUACUUGAUGUUUGCAGACGACAUAGUCUUGAUUGGAAGCGAACCGAGUGCACUCGAAAGCUCCCUGAAUAUUUUGAGCGAAGCCUCCCGAUCCAUUGGACUUGUAAUACAUCCAGGAAAAACCAAAUGGAUGAAAAACAACUACACCAAUGACUAUCGUUUAUGCAUGAAAGGAUCAGUCAUUGAAGAAGUCUCAUCGUACACCUAUCUUGGCCAAGCAAUAACGAUGGAUAAUGAUCUUACAAAGAAAUCAGCCGGCGUCGAAAGGCGGGAUGGGCCACAUUUAACAAAUACCGAGAUGUUCUCACCGAUAGACGGAUUGAAACUCAAAUAA